AUGAAGAAGGUGAUGGCGGUCAUUGAGAGGGUCAGAAGAUGGUAAGCACAACACUGUUUAUUUGUGUGAAAGAUCAUAAAAGAUUACAUACACAAAGUUCAGCGACAGGGAGGCGUGGUUUGAGACAGAAUGACAGUGAAAGACCGAGAGCACAGCCAAUGAGAAUCACUGUGAAGCUUUCUCCCUCAAGACAAGUGGCUUUUCAACAAGAGGCGGAACCAAAAGUAGGACUUGAGUAAACCUAAUUAGCUAGCUUGCUAAUAAUGAAUGGACAGACAAGCUUGGAAGCAACUAUGCAGUGACAGUCAUGUAGUAAUCAAUAAGAUGCUAGCCAACAAUUGCCAGUGAGGUGUAUCCUCGCUAAUUUGUAGCAGCUUUCACUAAUAGCAUCUCACUCAAUGGAAGGGAUAUUUAAACAGGUGCACUUGACCCUGUAACCAUUUUUUAAUGAAAAGGAGCGCAAUCACAUUGUUUUCUACAGGGAAAAGAAAUGGGUGACUGUCGGAGACACAUCUUUGAGGAUAUUCAAAUGGGUGCCAGUGGUGGAUACAAAGGAAGCAAGUUAUUUUCUUGUUUAAUAAGAUAGCUAUGUCAGUUUCUUAUGUGUUGCUACCUACAAAUGCAGUGUCUGAAUUUGAUUUAUCUUGUAGAAGGAGAAGAGUAAGGCAGUCCCAGUUGGGGCAGUCAGGGAGCUGAAUCGCUUCUCCACGGAUCCAGCCUCAGAAAACCCACACUCAAGUCUUCUGGAUUUUCAUGGUAAGGAUGGAAAACCGUUUUGAGUGACAUAUGACCUCACCAUAUACUGGCCUUGAGCUUUCUCCAUUUCCUCAUAUUUCCUGUACUCUCUUACUCCCCAGAUGAGAACAGUAACCAGAGCUCCUUGUCUGAUGCGUACCAGCCCAAAGUGGACAGCAGCAGUAACUCCAGCCCCCAGCUCAGUGAACCUCUGAGCCCGAAGAACCUGUGUGACUUCCGCACAGAUGACUCCCAGCCCCCCACUUUGGGCCAGGAGAUCAUGGAGGGUGAGAUAGGCAGGCAGACAGACCGACAGAUGCACAUGCAAAUGUGCACACUUUCUCAAUUAUUAUUCUGAUUUCAAUAAGAUCAAAUAUAUCUUCUGAUUAUUUAGAGGUUAAGUAAAUAUCUAUUUAUUAUACUUUUUUGUUUUCAGAGCCAUCAUUGCCAAGUGAAUUGGCUGACGAACCUCCAUUGCUGAUUAAAGAGGACCUGUUGCCCCUCACUGCUCAGGUAAAGCACAUCUAACAUCUCAAUGAUCAUUCCACUUUGACACCACAGCUUUGUCACUCAACCGAUGUGCUUUCAAGACUGUUUAAUACACCACAUCAUAUACCAACAAUAUACUCAGAACAGUAUACAUUAAACUGAUAAAACAUGGAUUCAAACAAACCUGGCCGUAUUUCCCCACACAGGAGGAAGAGGAGUGUUCUGGAGCUCCACCACUGAAGAGAGUGUGUUUUGAGCAGAACUCAGUCCUGCAGAGCUCCCCCAUGAUGAGCUAACACACACUGCACUUAGCAUCAGGGUCGGGCCCAAUUCACUUCAGGCACUUUGUUGAAUCUCGUUUAGUAAUUUGGAAAAAUUAUCCAUUGUUUUCAAUGAGGACAUUUCUGGUUCACGAAUUGAACUCUCAACAAACUUCCUGAAUUUGAAAUGAUUUGAACCCAGCCCUGCUUAGCUUUUAGUCAGCGAGUUGCACGACCCUCAGUCUAUCCUCCGAUGACUGCAAUAGACACAUUUUAAGGAAAGACAUAUUUGGUUCAUUUAAGGACCACCAUACUUAUGAUGAUAUAUUGAAUUUAUUAAGUUUCUCCCUCAAAGGAUUUAUGAAUAUGUAGUUUAGAGUAUUUAGUUUGAAUGCAUUAACAACCAAAUACAAAAUCAAAGCACUCUCCUACAGCACUCUCCUACAGCACUCUCCCACAGCACUCUCC
Messenger RNA from Coregonus sp. 'balchen', 1952 nucleotides. NCBI's taxonomy places the organism in Eukaryota, Metazoa, Chordata, Actinopteri, Salmoniformes, Salmonidae. The record is from the annotation of a GenBank genome assembly.